Molecule: messenger RNA, 441 nt
Organism: Ochlerotatus camptorhynchus
Lineage: Eukaryota; Metazoa; Arthropoda; Insecta; Diptera; Culicidae
Product: cysteine desulfurase-like
Exons: 1
Coding region: 1-441 (146 amino acids)
Biological process (GO): iron-sulfur cluster assembly
Cellular component (GO): cytosol; mitochondrion; nucleus
Molecular function (GO): cysteine desulfurase activity
Source: RefSeq, a predicted model, not a curated record
AUGUUUGGGAGCCUCUCGCAUUCAACUCGCAUUCGUCCUCGAGUUCGUGUGGAAGCCAUUCAGAGCGGAGGUGGCCAGGAGCGUUGCAUUCGAAGUGGAACCGUUCCGACUCCACUGGUCGUUGGAUUGGGGGAAGCCUGUGAAAUCGCUAGCCGUGAAAUGGAGUACGAUCACAAAUGGAUGGAGUUCCUCUCGAAACGCCUGAUGGACCAAAUCUUCGCAUCGCUACCGAAAGUCAUCCGCAAUGGCGAUCCAGUUCAUUCUUAUCCCGGAUGUAUCAAUCUGUCGUUUGCAUACGUUGAGGGUGAAUCGCUGUUGAUGGCGCUGAAAGACGUUGCCCUCUCGAGUGGGUCGGCUUGCACUUCGGCUUCGCUGGAAGACAUCAACCUAGAAGAGAAAAAGUUAGAUUUUACAGCAAAACACAAAGCAAGUCAAAUCUAA